Molecule: messenger RNA, 4157 nt
Organism: Clarias gariepinus (North African catfish)
Lineage: Eukaryota; Metazoa; Chordata; Actinopteri; Siluriformes; Clariidae
Gene: nherf2
Product: microtubule-associated serine/threonine-protein kinase 4
Exons: 7
Coding region: 365-2473 (702 amino acids)
Biological process (GO): protein localization to plasma membrane
Cellular component (GO): apical plasma membrane
Molecular function (GO): protein-membrane adaptor activity; signaling receptor binding
Source: RefSeq, a predicted model, not a curated record
UCGAGUUUCCUGAUUUCCCUUCAACAGCGUCUGGACUUGUUGUGAUAUAUUUUGCUCUUUAUUUCUUGUGAACAGAUCUUCUGUACAUGUCCCAGUUUUGUCUUCAUUUUUCCACGAGGACGUUAUGACUGAUCGGUGACUGCAAACUGAUUUGAGAAACAGUUACAGAAAGAAGAAGAGGAGGAGGAGGAGGAGGAGGAAGGUGAAGCACCUGUCCCAAGCACAUUGACAGGACCCAGCUGAGCAGUUCAGAGUCAGAGGUCAUUUGGGAGGCCCUGUGGCGACGCCAGGAUUACAAAUAGCCCAGAGGAUGAUCUGAGCAGAGACGGAGGAGGAGACGGAAGUGGAGAAGACGCCGAGCACGAUGACGACGCCGAUGAUGAUGAUGAUGAUGAUGAAGGAUGACAGUGUGCAGAAGGAGAUGGAGGAGAGGAACCUGCGCCCCCGACUCUGCUACCUGACUAAAGGCGAGCGCGGUUACGGGUUCCACCUGCACGGAGAGCGCAGCAGCGGAGCGCAGUUCAUUCGCAGGAUUGAGGCGGGGUCUCCUGCGGAGCUGGCGGGACUGAGGUCCGGCGACCGCGUUGUGGAGGUGAACGGAAAAAACGUGGAGAAGGAGUCGCACCAGGAGGUGGUUCAGAAGAUCAUGGAGGUGGAGAACAGAACCAGGCUCUUGGUGGUGGAUCGGGAGACGGAUGAGUUUCUGCACCGCAACUCUCUCCCAUGCUCCGAGGACCUGGCUGUGGAGAUGAGCUGCCUAGUCGCCCCUCGCACCGCCUCGUCUUCCCUUGCUUCUUCCACCCUGAGCUUCUCCUCAUUGUCGCGUGACUCCCUCACACCAUCUCCACAAGGCUCCAUUGUUUUAUUGCCACGAGACCCCUGCACUCACUCACACUCUGACUCCAUUACUCCGUCACUGCUGCCUAAAUCCAUUACUUUAUCACCAUCUGACUGCAUUGCUCCAUUAACCAGUGAUUCUGAUUCUAUUAUUCCAUCACCAGAAAACCCUCCUCCACUACCAAAACGCAAAUCUGUCACUUCAUCACCAGAAGAGUCUAUUACUCAGGCAUCAAGUAACUCUAUUAGUCAAUCACUAUGUGAAUCAUUUAUGCCCUCACUGUUUACCUCCAUCACUCAAUCUCCUUAUGAAUCUAUCACUCUAACUCCAUCUAACUCCUUCACUCAAUCUCCAUCCCACUCCAUCCCUCAAUCUCCAUCAAACACAAUCCCUCAAUCUGCAUCCAACUCCAUCAUUCAAUCUCCUUAUGACUCCAUCACUCAAACUCCAUCUAACUCCAUCACACAAUCCCCAUCCCACUCCAUCCCUCAAUCUCCAUCAAACAAAAUCCCUCCGUCCGCAUCCAACUCCAUCAUUCAAUCUCUUUAUGACUCCAUCACUCAAUCCCCAUCAAACUCCAUCCCUCAAUCUCCAUCAAACUCAAACCCUCAAUCUCCAUUCCACUCCAUCAUUCAAUCUCCAUAUGACUCCAUCCCUCAAUCUCCAUCCAACUCCAUCAUUCAGUCUUCUUAUGACUCCAUCCCUCAAUCUCCAUCCAACUCCAUCAUUCAGUCUCCUUAUGACUCUAUCACUCAAUCUCCAUCCAACUCCAUUACUACUUCUUUCAGCAGAGAAAAAUCAGACGAGACCGCCCACACAGACAUCAUCAUCACCACCACCAGCACCAAGGAGAAGUCAGGAACAGAUGACAUGGGGAUGCGUGACCUGAGGCCGCGGUUGUGUCACAUAGUGAAGAAUGAGCAGGGUUUCGGCUUUAACCUGCACUGUGAUAAGCUUCGCGUGGGACACUUCAUCCGCUCAGUCGACCCUGACUCUCCCGCGCUGAGAGCUGGACUGCAGCCCGGGGACAGGCUUAUCCAGGUGAACGAUAGGAACAUUGAGGGUUUAAGGCAUGCAGAGGUGGUGAAAAUCAUCAAAGGUGGAGGAGGACAAACCAAGCUGUUGGUGGUGGAUCCAGAAACUGACAUUCUGUUCCAGAAACUGGAAAUCACCCCGACUACGGUGCAUCUUAACGAGGAUUGUGUGGACGGUCCGAUCAUCGCGGGUCCAACCUCAACGUGUUCAGUCACAGACAGCUCUGUGUCUCCUUCAAAACUCUCCAAUGGCUCGAUGACGCAACCAGCUCGGACUGAUCCACCGACCACAAACGGCUCUCUGAAGCACCAGAGUCACGGGAGCACAUCCUCUUCCAGGUCCGUCGCUUCGGAGACGAGUGAGGAACUGAGCACCUCUGACACGAGCAAGCUGUUGCACUCAGAGCAGAGCAAGCGCAACAACGCCACCGGUGUCCAGGCGAAAAAGGAGGUAAAGGAUCCGGACCCACUACGGGAAAGUGGCCUAGACCUGAGCCCAACAGCGGCUGAGGCCAGGCAGAAGGUCAGGUCGAAGAAAGCCAACAAAAGAGCGCCCCCUAUGGCCUGGAAUAAGAAAUACGAGAUCUUCAGCAACUUCUGAGCUGAAGCUCUAACAGAGCCAGGAUUCAGCAUUUUACCCUGGGCACAAGGAACUGGGAAAUGAGAAAUGAGAAGACUGCCUUGUUUUCAAGCCUGCUGGCCUCCAUGCUUUCUAAAAUACAAUUUAAAAAAAAUACUGAGCUAGAUCUCAGGAAAACGAAUGAUAGCUGUGCUACUGCUGUAACACCACUUGUUAAGUAAACAGAGAGACAGUAACGGAUAACUGGAGAGAGAUUAAGAGUAAAUGUGAGCACAAUGUUGGGAAAUGAAGGUGAAAAAUGUGAAGUAAAGUAAAUGAUGUGUAACAGACAGUGAAAAUGAAAACACUUUUAAUGAGAGAGAGAGAGAGAGAGAGAGAGCUUCUAGAAAGUAUUGGAUCAGUUUCUGAUGCUGAAAUCAUAUUUAAUAUUUUAAACAAGUUGCACUUACUAAAGAAAUGAAGUAUUGGGGACACGAUUCCGGCAUCGCCAGCAUCAAUUACAUUCAAGGUCAUAAAUGGUCAUUAAUAAUAAUUUUUUAAUAUAUAACAAUUAAAAUUAACCUUAUCAUUUACUCUGUAUGAACACUUUUCUUAGUUAGGAUUAAGUUGAACUUUAUUUUCCUUUGGACAAAGUUGGGAUUUUAUUAACGCUACCUUUAACUGGUCGUUAAAACUAAAUCUAGUAGUUAAAACUAAGUAAAAAAGAGUAAAAUAAUUUAUUAGGGUUGGAUUACGUCAGGUCUACAAAGAAUUUCCUAUUUGCGUCACCAGCCGUUUCCACCCUUACCGUCGCGUCAUUCGCCGCCGCUCCUGUUGUCUAGCAACCUUCACUCCUGCAGCUGGACUUGUUAGGAAGAGUUGUAUAAAUUAAGACGCCUCACCUAUGGCGCCGCUUGGUUAACGUCAGAUUUAACUUAGGGAGUGAGUUUCACGUAAGACCCCUUGUUUUUUUUGUUUAAUAUUUAAUAUUUAUCAUUAGCUAUUUGAUUGAGCUGAAAGGCAGUGCCUAUAUUUGAAAAUGUACUCCACCUCUCCUGCAUUCUCCAUCGUGUCUUUCCGGGCCAGCAAACAAUAAUAGGAUAGGCUGGGCCACGUUGUCAGGGGAAAUGAUGGCCGCAUUUGUCAUUUAAAAUUGGACAGCCUUAGUCGCGACACUGUGAUGUAAUCGAUCUACACAUGAAGGGUGCGGCCCUCACACAGCUCAUGACCGCCUAACGAUACAAAAUGGCUGCCUAAAGAUCCACAAGCAUAAGCUUAUUCAUAAUUAAACAUUAAACAAGCACUUGUUUUUUAUCGUCUCAAAUCGUUUUGGCACUAAGCUCAGGACUGGAACACUCAUCAUGUGCACAUAACUACAGCCUUAUCGUAUCCCACUGAAUCAUUCAUUCAUUAUACACCUGACACAUAAUCCGGAAAAUAUUAGCAAGUAUGACUAACACUUAUUAAUUUAUUGAGCUUUUAAUUUGUUUUUCGCAACAUGCUGUGAUUUAGACUCGAGUUUUACAAACUUAUCUAAGAAAAAUUUAGAAAAUUUUUAUGUGGGCUUUCAGGAAACGUCUUAGUGUGACGGACUGAACCCUGAACACGGCGUACUAACAAGAUACACAGUAAUAAAGAACAAUAUAACAAAAGAAAAAUUGCACAAGAAAUAUUAUGACACUAAUCUCUACUUCUGUUUUAUAAAGUCUCAUAUGAAUAUACUGUU